AUCACAUUACCAGCCAUCAGGCCAUCAGUCGAGGCCCGAAUCGCAGACCCGCAAGUCAAGAGCCACAGUUCGCAUUGCAUACAUUUUGGCGCGCUUCGAUAUAAACACACCAACACAUACCCCACUACACCAACCACUGUGUAUAAGCGGCUCGGAGGCAUCACUUCCUGUGAGGCGACAAAAUUUAUCAACUCUUGUGUCUGGGGUGGUAUGUGGAUAAAUUUUAGCCGCCAUGGAUCCCAGUGCUCUACAAAACAUGGAUCGGGACGCAUUAAAGAAGCAAAUCGAGAAUAUGAAAUAUCAGGCCUCCAUGGAGCGCUGGCCGUUAUCUAAAUCCAUAGCAGAAAUGCGUUCGUUCAUCGAGGAGAACGAGAAGAACGAUCCAUUGAUCAACGCGCCGGAUAAAAAGAACAAUCCGUGGGCCGAAAAAGGCAAAUGCGUUAUCAUGUAAUAUUAUCGUAAACCACAGAAAUACCGCCAUAACUAUGAUAACCAGCCAAACAACAAUAAUGCAACCCAUUCCACGACUCAUACCACUACAACAACAACAGCAACAACUGGUCAAUACAAUUAUGAUAACCCACAACAACAACAGCAACAACAAAAUCAACAACAACAUAGAUUUGAGACCCCCAACCGAUGUAGCAGUCAAGUUUCGGGAAGGGGCGAUGAUUCCCUAGAUCUAGUGCCGGUAGAGAUGCAGCACUAUAACAACAACUACUACUACUACUACAACUACAAUCUGAGCUACGAGCCGCCGGGCGAACGCUGGGCGGUGGGCGUCGGCAGCGGGAUAGGCGGGAGCAGUCGGUUGCAGCAGCUGAAGCGAAGGACACGGUACGAGCUGCAGCAAUGGCCGCUGCUCAUGCAACUGCUGCUGUUUGUCCUGUGGCUGAAUGCCAAGUUCUGGCAGUUGGUCAACGAGCAGGUGACCUACCGACGCCGGAGGUGGCAUUGAGGGAACGAGAAGGAGGAGCAAGAACUAUUGCGACGACGGGUGUUGCUGGGUAUGAGUUCGAUCUAGCUUAAGUUGUGAAAAUUAUGCCCACACUCUUUCAAAUCUCAUCUCAAUAAAAAUAAUCAAAAUGCGCUGCGUAGUGGAAGCAGUGCAACCACAGCCAAAGAAAA
Drosophila ananassae is the source of this 1128-nucleotide messenger RNA. RefSeq lists its product as uncharacterized. The record is from RefSeq and is a predicted model, not a curated record. Gene Ontology annotation, cellular component: heterotrimeric G-protein complex. Gene Ontology annotation, biological process: phospholipase C-activating G protein-coupled receptor signaling pathway; sensory perception of taste. The transcript has 3 exons. Gene Ontology annotation, molecular function: G-protein beta-subunit binding. NCBI's taxonomy places the organism in Eukaryota, Metazoa, Arthropoda, Insecta, Diptera, Drosophilidae.